AGCGCGCUGACAGACACACACUGGUCGGAGCUAGGCCCGAUAACAUUGUGAGCCGGACUGCCCAGACUGAUUUGCACUUCCAACCAGAGCGGCUGCAGUGUAAGUUUCACCUCCGCCGCGAUGUACACCUUGUUGGUUACCGCGCUGCUCGCAGUCUCAGGAGUCAGUGGUAUCGUACCUGUGACUGUGUAUUACGAGUCACUAUGCCCCGACUCUAUGAAGUUCUUCGUCAACCAGCUCUACCCAGCGAUGAUGACCGAGAGUCUGCUGGCACACACUGAUCUUACCCUGAUUCCCUACGGCUUUGCUCAGACAAACGUAUCGUCAGAUGGCUCCUACUCCUUCACAUGUCAGCAUGGUGACAGGGAGUGCUACGGCAACAAGGUUCACGCAUGCGCGCUGCAAACAAUGACGGAGAAGGGGCAGCUUCUGAGAUACCUGACCUGCCUGUUCCAAACUCUGUAUAGAGACCGCACAGCGCUUUACCCUUCGGAGAAGUGCGCAGAUCUCACCGGAGUGGACCCAGCAGUCAAGCAGUCUAUAGUGCAGUGUGCCAACUCCACCAAGGGCGACCAACUCUUGGCCGACAUGGGCAAGCUGACUCCCAGCAGACCCGAGCUGUCCUGGGUCCCGACCGUCGUGCUCAAUAAUACGAAAAAUCAACAAGACAUUGAUGAGGCGCAGACCAACUUAAAAGGUACCAUUUGCCAAUACAUUUCGGACCCCAAGCCCUCAGUGUGUGGAGGACCCAGGGUAACUGUGUAUUACGAGACGCUGUGUCCUUUCUCUAUCCAACUCUUCGUGAAUCAGCUUUACCCAGCUAUGCAACUCGACAGCUUGGCAAGAGGCUACACCAUCGAGCUGGUCCCUUACGGCAAGGCCAAUACAACGAAAUCUGCGGAUGGCUCGUACUCAUUCUCGUGUCAGCACGGCGACACGGAGUGCUACGGCAACAAGGUGCACGCGUGCGCACUCAACAAGAUGAAGGACAGCAGCAAACUCUGGACCUACCUCACCUGCCUCAUGGAGGCAGUGUAUCCAGACCGCACAAUACCAUACCCUGCGGACAAGUGCGCUGAUUUGACCAAGAUCUCAGACGUCGACAAGCAACAGAUCAUCGCCUGUGCCAACUCAACUGAAGGGAGUGCAUUGCUUGCGGAGAUGGGGAAAAUUACUCCCAGCGAGAUCUACAAAUAUGGUGUGCCAGCCGUCGCACUCAACGGCCUCCUGGACCAGGUGGAUGAUGACGGCGCUCAACAGGAUUUCCUCGGCACAGUUUGCAAACACAUGGCGUCUCCGAGGCCUUCGGUGUGCGAGCAGCAGACAGCGAGCAGCAGCGUGGCCAGCCUGUCGGUGCUUGUGCUCCUAUCUACACCCAUUCUGAACCUCGUCCUCUGAAGAACAGACGAGGUGUAGGUGUGGACAGCAAUAGAUUAAAACGCCCGACAAAUAGCGUGAUUGAUUUCUUACAUUCCCGAAUGUAGAUGUGUGACGGUGGGCUACUGCCAAAGAACAAAACCUCUGCCAGCUAAAAAGUACGAUAAAAAAUAAAUAUUUGAGAGAA
This is a messenger RNA of Frankliniella occidentalis (western flower thrips), 1564 nucleotides long. Its product is annotated as GILT-like protein 1. Gene Ontology annotation, molecular function: oxidoreductase activity, acting on a sulfur group of donors, disulfide as acceptor. Lineage: Eukaryota; Metazoa; Arthropoda; Insecta; Thysanoptera; Thripidae. The transcript has 9 exons. The coding region runs from base 121 to 1398 and encodes 425 amino acids. The record is from RefSeq and is a predicted model, not a curated record.